CCCCAACUCGGCGACGCUGCGCAAAACACCUCGCUUUUUGUACUCUUCCGUCUUUGCCCUCCCGCUAUCGCUCGCCUGCGUUGCGUUGCGUUGCGUUGCUCGGCGUACGUACGUGUACACACAGCGCGAGCCCGAGAGGGAGGAAGAGCAACAGAGGAAAGAAAAAAAAAAGAAAAGAAAGGAAAGCCAAGUCGUUUGCUCAUUUCAUGGAGAGCUCUUCUCACAAGCGGGCGCGGGAGGUGGUGGACCUCACCGCCGCCGGGCCCGGAGAGGCAGCCGCGUUGCCGGAGGCGGACGCGAAGAGGCUGCGGCCGCAGGAUCUCCUGGACAUGCUCGAUGACGACACCGACGCGGCCGCCGCCGGCGACCUAGCGUCCGUCAUGAGGAGCCUGGAGGAGGAGAUAGCUAGCUUCGACGAGGCCGUGGGGGCCGCGGAAGCGGCGCCUACGCAGCAGCAGCAGCAGCCGGAGCUGGGGUUCCUGCUGGAGGCCUCGGACGACGAGCUGGGGCUGCCACCGGCUGGCGCCUCCGCCUCGUCGUCGGAGGAGGCCGGCGGCGGCGGCGGGGGCCUCGCCGGGGCGCCGCCGGAGUCCGCCGAGCUGGACGGCGGCCAGAUCUGGGGCUUCGAGGACGAGAUAGACGGUGGAGCGGGCUUCGGUGGCUACUCGCCGGAGGCGGCCGCCGCGGCCGUCGCCGCCGCGGCGGCGUGGGACGACGACGGCUUCGACGCCGGCCUGUUCGCGUUCGGCGAAAGCGACGCGUACGGGCCGUCGGAUCUCGCCGCGCUGCGCCACGAGACCAUGCCGGCCGUCUGAUGACCGGCCGGGGCAGACACAACAGCCGCAGCCAGUGGUGGAUUAGCCUUGUUUUUCUUGCUUUUUUUGUUUUACCUUUUGGUUGGCUAACCUUAGCGGGCAGGGGGGCACCCUUUUUUUAACCUGAAUGUAAAGUUUUUUUAGAAGGGUAAAACAGGGGCGUGGAAACUUGGGGAAGGUUCUCAGCUAGCAGGGAAAAAAGAAUCUGAAAAUGGUUUUCCCUCAAUUUGCCCUUCGAAUUUAUUUCUCGCUUAUUAGUAAAAGGAAAAAGCAAAUAAGCAAGCGAGUGUAUAAAGUAAUGAUUAAUUAA
Messenger RNA from Sorghum bicolor (sorghum), 1125 nucleotides. RefSeq lists its product as uncharacterized. Lineage: Eukaryota; Viridiplantae; Streptophyta; Magnoliopsida; Poales; Poaceae. Bases 207 to 815 code for a protein of 202 amino acids. The record is from RefSeq and is a predicted model, not a curated record. The transcript has a single exon.